UGCUCCAUCGACAACGUCAAGCGUGAGUUGAAAGCCGACAUUAAGGAGCUUAGAGACAACGUCACAACCCAAAAUCCAAACCUCGAAGCCGAGGUUCGCCAGUCCCAAGCCUAUAUGCGCAAUAAAGGAUUGAAGAAUCCAACCCUCCCCAUCAGACCUGUUGUUGUGUAUCGCCCCGGACAUGGCAUUCUCGAGCCGGAACCCUCACGAUUUCCUCGAAACGCGGACGAUUUUUACUCCUUGAGGGACCCGCAAACUGAUCGGCACCGGUCCAUGCUGGCCUACCUUGCCGUCUUCUACGACGUCCAACUUAGAAGUGCUAGUCAUUUGCCUGAAGAGGAAAGCAAUAGCGACGAUAGUGACGACGACGAAAUCGUUCUCGAACACCCUGACCUCGUCGUAGAGAAGUUGGAAGACAUACUCGGCCUGAAUGAAGAUAAAAUUACCAAGUUCAAGGAGAGAGCUUUGCAAAUGGCAUCACGAGCGCCAUCGAAACCCAUCAAACGCUCCCAAAUAUCCUGGCCUGAAGAUGGACCUAUUCCUGGUCCACGCCGACAAAGACUCGAAUUACGUAUCACUGCCAAGGAAGAGCCAUACUUUUACGAUCCCGAACGCCCGAAGAGUGUUUCCUCUGAAGGCUUAACCAAUGCACGUGUCGGAUGGGGUACACGUUCAACGCCUUCCUCGCAACGGGCACGAAUACAGUGGUCUCCCAAGCCGGCGCGGGUGUCCCAGCCACCCAAAUCUGAACCAGAGCGACCGAAGUCUGCGUCUAAGAGUACCGCGGCUGAGUCAACAGACACCGAUAACGAUACACAUGUGUUUACGAACUCGCCGGAACGGUGAUCUCAGAAGAAACGAGCGGUUGAAACCAGUGGCCCAUCAGCCAGGCGGAUAUUGUACCCCCUAGGGUGAUAUACAGUUGUCGACUGAGUACUUUCUACGAUUGAGCGCAGAAUGGCAAUAGUCAGGUCCGCACGGGCUUUGGGUGUAUGGGAGGAGGUUUGCGAGCAGAUCUAGGACGUGUGUGAAAGGAGCCGGACUUGACUGAGCUGUCUUUUCAGUGAUAACAGCUUGGCUUUCGGCUUUUUGGCACCGCGGUUACCCUUAGGUAUAUACUGACAUUCGCCUCUUAAGCUACUCUACGUAGUACUUCCAUCGGGAUGGGGUGCUCCGAUACGCGACAGGAUGCCAACCAGCUCGACCUGGCCUUUGAAUGUUUGCUUCCUAGCCUUGACGGCUGGGUGCUUGAGUGAUGAUCGCAUCAGGCACAGAGUAGAAUGAUACCAG
Molecule: messenger RNA, 1290 nt
Organism: Colletotrichum acutatum
Lineage: Eukaryota; Fungi; Ascomycota; Sordariomycetes; Glomerellales; Glomerellaceae
Exons: 4
Coding region: 274-846 (190 amino acids)
Source: RefSeq, a predicted model, not a curated record